ACAUAAACAUUUUCCAGGUGUAAGUACAAAUAUACAAGUAGUAUUGCAGACUUUGUUUCGCACGGUAGUUUUGAGGAUAACUCGGGUAUACAAGUAGCAUCUUGGAGGAUCAUUUGUAUCCUCUGUGUAUAUAAUGACAAAAAGAAAUUGAAAGUUGAUGAAGAACGAUAUUGUAAUCCGAAUCAACCAAUUCUGAACUCCAUCUGAGAUGGAGAGGUGUGUAACUGUCAUCACUAAACCCAUCUGUUCCUCCUAACCUAAUACAGUAUAUCUUUGAACAAAUGUCUGCGAUUCAAAGUAUUUCAUCUAACGUUGGCUGAAUCCUUGGAGGAGAAGAAAACAGCACUGAAGCUUUUGCCGAAGGUUAAUAAAACAGAAGGACACUCUGCUCCUAGUAAGGACAAGUGGAUUUUUACACCAGUUAUAAAAUGGGUGUUUCAGUUACUAUUUCUAGUAGCAGGACAGUGUUUGUGUGAUUGAAUUAAAACAGCUAAUCAAUCAUGAAAUAUCAUGCGAGUCUCCUUUGUGAUGUGUUACUAAUACUCUUAGAUAAUAAUGGAGCCAUAAAGCAUUGACAUAAAGCAUAAUCAUAGGCAUGUGCAGUGGUAAUUGUCUUCAUUUAAGAAACAGGAGAACACACAUGCCCACAUGAGCAUCAGCUGCAGUUUAGUCACCAUGGUAACCAUAAUCCCUCCUCAGUCCCUCCUCCCUUUAUUCCCCUCUCUCCACACCCCCUCUCCUCGGCUCCAAUCCGCAGACAGGAACAAGACAUGGGGUGGGUGCUGCUCCCAUCAUGCUUUGCGGAAUGAAGCAGGAAGAAGAACAUGAGCAUCCGAGUGGACGGCUGCACAGACAAACACAGUCUGAUGCUGCAUGCAGAGGCACCAAUCGGGGAGCUAUGGCUGACGUCGCUUCCCGUUCGCUCCUCUGGGCCUCUCUGGGAGCAGAGCUGACCACAUUACCCACUUCCGUUACGUUCCUCUCACCUCGCCGCCCGCCGUUACUCCCGAAGACCAUGGAGGAGGUCAACUUGGUCACGCCGCCUGCAUUGGAGCGCCGGGCUCGCCGGCGACAGCCCGCGGUUUCAGUCCUCAAGUCCAAGCUGAAGAAGAGCGUCACCUGCUCCGUCCCCAGAGUCCGGUCCGCCCUGACCGGGUUCUUCCCUGUCGUGCGCUGGCUGCCUAAAUACAAGCUCCGGGAGUACAUCUGGGGCGAUCUGAUGUCCGGGGUGAUCGUUGGUAUCAUCUUGGUACCGCAGGCCAUCGCCUACUGCCUGCUUGCAGGGGUGAAGCCAAUCCACGGUCUUUACACUUCCUUUUACGCAAACAUCAUCUACUUCCUCAUGGGGACGUCCAGGCAUGUCUCGGUGGGGAUCUUCAGCCUCAUGAGCCUGAUGGUUGGACAGGUGGUGUACAAGGAGAUGUUCCUGGCAGGUUUUGACCUCAACGAGGACUCCCCAGCGUCUGGCCCUGAUGUGGUUAAUGCCACGCUGGGAAACAACCUCACUGCCGGAAAACUUCACACCGUGGAGCUGAUGGGUCUGCAGUGCGGGAAAGAGUGCUACUCCAUCAGCAUCGCUGCUUCUCUCACGUUUCUGGUUGGCGUUUACCAGGUUUUGAUGGCCGCGUUCCGGCUCGGCUUCGUCUCUGUAUACCUUUCGGCUCCGAUGCUUGACGGUUUUGCCACGGGAGCCUCAUUCACCAUCCUCACCGUGCAGGCUAAAUACCUGCUGGGUCUAAAGAUCCCCCGUCACCAGGGCUACGGCACAGUUGUCGUCACCUGGUUCAACAUCUUCGCCAACAUUCACCAGACCAACAUGUGUGACCUCAUCACAAGCGCCAUCUCUAUCUUUGUUUUAGUGGCGGGGAAAGAGAUCCAGGAGCGCUACAAGGAUCGUCUUAAGAUCCCUCUGCCGACUGAGCUGAUAGUUGUGGCAGGAGCUACGCUGGCCAGCCAUUUUGGGGAGCUGAACAGCAAUUAUGGCUCCAGUGUAUCCGGCCACAUCCCCACGGGCUUCAGUCCCCCACAGGUGCCCAGCUUCAGUCUGAUGUCCCGGUUGAUACUGGAUGCCAUUCCUUUGGCCGUCAUUAGUUUUGCCUUCACGGUGUCGCUGUCCGAGAUGUUUGCAAAGAAAAAUGGCUAUACGGUUCGUCCCAACCAGGAGAUGCUGGCCAUCGGCUUUUGUAAUAUCAUACCUUCCUUCUUCCACUGUUUCACCACCAGUGCAGCAUUGGCAAAAACCAUGGUUAAGGACUCAACAGGUUGCCAGACACAGAUUUCCAGUCUGGUCAGCGCCCUGGUUGUCCUACUCGUCCUUCUCUUCUUUGCGCCUUGCUUCUACGCCCUCCAGAAGUGCGUUCUCGCCUGCAUCAUCAUUGUAAGCCUCCGUGGGGCGCUGAGGAAGUUCAGGGACGUACCGGCCAAGUGGCGUGCCAGCCGCACCGACGCCACGGUGUGGCUGGUCACCAUGUCGGCCACGGCUCUGAUCAGUGUGGAGCUGGGUCUUGUGGUCGGAAUAUUUUUUUCCAUGUUCUGCAUCAUCUUUGAGACUCAGAACCCUAAGGUCUCUCUGCUGGGCCGGGCCAGCGGCAGUGAUCUUUACGAGGACUUGGACGAGUACGAGAACCUUAUGCCGCCGCCUCGGGUUCAGGUGUUCCGCUUCCAGGCGCCGCUGUACUACGCAAACAAGGACUCGUUCCUCAAAUCCCUCUACAAAGCCGUUGGAGUUGAGCCUUUCUUGGAGCUGACUAAGAGGAGAAAGGCAGAGAAGAAGGCAAAAAAGAUGUCCUCUAAGAUGGUUGUUAUAGGACUCGGACUCGUACAGAGAGAACUGGCCUUCCACACGAUAGUCCUGGACUGCUCUGCGAUACCCUUCAUAGACUCAACAGGCACGGGCACAUUUAAGGGGCUGGUCAGUGAAUUUAAGGAGAUAGGCGUCAGCGUGCUCCUUGCACACUGCAACACCUCAGUCAUUGACGCCCUGCAGAAAGGACAAUUCUUCGGGAAAGAUGACAGAGACAUGAGCAGCCUGCUGUUUCAUACGGUUCACAUGGCGGUGCUUCAUGCAAGCAGCGCAUCCGCAGAAGGCAAGUCGGAAGACUGUUUGGUUUAGAGCAUCUGGAGGUAGAGAAGGUAUGCUGUUAUAUAAGGCAUGCUGUACAAUACUACAAGUUAGCUUUGAGGUCACUAUUCAGGGAGCUUUGUUCUAAAAAAACAAACAGGAAGGGUAUAGAUUUUUUGGAUGUAAUUUUUCCUGACGUAGUCAAGCUCCCUGGUUCGUUCUUGUUAGGUUCUGAUAUCUGAGGCAAAUAACACAUGAGUGUCACUCUGUCAAAGGCAACGCUACCGGCAAUGAAAGCUGUUUUGACUUUUCACAUCACUUGAGUCCUUUGGCCAAAGUCCAUGGUUACAACCCGAGUGUAAAGUGGUUACAACCCGCACAUGAAGAUUCAGCCGCCAGUUGCGUUACUUCCUGAUUUCUGACAUCGGAGCUCAAAACCCAGUUCGAGUCCACCUGACUGAAAGAAGAAGCACCAGUCCGCGGCGGUCACAGAAGCUUUCUGUGACUCCCGAGGAGUGCCUUUUCUAUCUCAAUGUCGCACAGAAACAGCCUUGGCUGAGUGACACCAACGUUUACUGAUCUUUGGUGAGCCAGCAACGAGGCCGGCUUUAGCUCUUUUCUCGUAAAGAUUAUAGGAAUUACACACAACUCUUUAUUUGGUGCUUCUAACUUUUAUAUCUUAACUGAUAGCAGCAGGUGAGGUCAGCAUUUUUAUUUUAAUGCUUUGCUACUUUCUUUCAUGUCUGUUGAAUCAAAUGUUUGUUUUUAGAUGACUUUCAAAAUCACAGAUUUUGUCUCUGUGAUUAAAUCACUGUUGUCGAAACUACCACAAUUCAUGUAAUACUUCAAAAACAAUGUAUUUUUAUUUAGAUUAUUGAUGAACUGCCAUUGUAUUAAGAUAUAGACAUUAGUGGUUGAACAUUUUGUAAACUAACAUUUUAUAUUUUCCUACGUUUAUUUUGUCAUCAGUUUUCACGUAUUGAUUUUAGAUUUUUUCACUUUUUAGAUUAAAACGUGUAGUCCGCUCGACUUUCAUCACUGAGUGUUCAACACUCCAAAAGUAUAUAGAACAAAUACUGCCUUAAUGUUCAAUACUUGCAUUAAACUGAUAUGUUUUUAGCCUGAGUCUUUGGCAUUAAGACCUUUACACAGCAAAGAAACAUCAGUGAAAAGAAGAAAAUGGUGCUUCAACUCCUUCACUACAGGGAAAGUACAACAAGGGAAAAUGAAAUGAUGAAUAUGAAUGAAUAAGACAACAGUAUUUUCACAGCGACUUUCUAUCAUUACUGUCUCAGACACCAUUUGCGCAAAUACUCAUUACUGCAUGAGGUGAUUUUGUGUUAUAUCAUUUUCUAGCACAAUAAUCAUACUAACAAAGUCACUGUGGAAAUAAAUUACAAUCAUUUAGGAUGUCAGCGUUGCCACCAGACAAGAGGAAGAUUUACAAAAUGAUUGUUUGUUUUGAAUAAAUGGGAAAAACAACUGA
This is a messenger RNA of Gasterosteus aculeatus aculeatus (three-spined stickleback), 4547 nucleotides long. It is a transcript of the gene slc26a1, whose product is annotated as solute carrier family 26 member 1. The record is from RefSeq and is a predicted model, not a curated record. Gene Ontology annotation, biological process: transmembrane transport. Gene Ontology annotation, cellular component: membrane. Lineage: Eukaryota; Metazoa; Chordata; Actinopteri; Perciformes; Gasterosteidae.